This is a messenger RNA of Paramecium primaurelia, 213 nucleotides long. Lineage: Eukaryota; Ciliophora; Oligohymenophorea; Peniculida; Parameciidae. The record is from the annotation of a GenBank genome assembly.
AUGAAUUAAAAUAAAUCAAAUUGUCAUAGUGAUUAUGGUAAAUCUGUCUGUUUUUCUCCUGAUGGAAAUACUUUAGUUUCUGGUAGUAAUGAUGGGUCUUUCCUUCUAUGGGAUGUAUAAAAAGGAUAAUAAAAAGCUAAAUUGGAUGGUCAUAAUGUCACUGUCUCAUCAGUUUGUUUUUUUCCUAAUGGAAAUAUUAGCCUCUAGUAGUGA